AUGGUCAUUUUGUCAGUGAGACUAUUCGAAGGUAGUGGUGUACUUGGGCAGGACUUACAAAAGAAUGAUGAAGACAAUAUGGUGACAAAUCAACAUUCGCGGCAACUAUCCUCAGAUUACCCAGAAGAAAAUCCAAGCCAUUUAAAUUUGUCACACGAAGAUAAAUACAGAACUCGUGAUGAUUACUCUAAAAAUAGCGGUGUUGUAAAGUUUGAAGAUGAUUUUCCUACUAAACUACCAAAUGAAUCUCACUUCUUCCCAAUUGAUUCUGACAAUCCAGGAAAUGAAAAAACUCAUGGUGGUGAUGGAAACUUAAAAAAAUAUACAAGAGUAAAGCCUUUUUAUAACGAUGAGCAAUCGUAUGACAAUGACGAAGAAAAAAGAGUUGAUGAAAGGGAAAUUAAUGAGUAUAGAGACACCAUAAACAGUGGAACAGAAAGUAAUGCUGGUGGACGUGUAAUUUUCGAAGAUAAUAAUAAAACAGAAAAAAGAGAGCCAGUUAGAAAGAAAAAGAGGAAAUCGAGCCGAAAACAAAGAGUCUCUCCAUUACUAGACAAUAAUGUCCCUAUUUCUCCUACCGUUCCCUUCAAUCACCCAGGCAAUCGAUAUCUUGGGAAACAGCCAGGCUCCUCACUAUACCAGCCUGGAUAUGGAGGCUCUUUUCAAGGUUAUGGACUCUAUCCAGGAUAUCAAGCUAUAGGGCCCUCUCGUCCACUUAAAAACCCAGUGAAUCCAGGUCAAAACGAUCAGACAAAUCAACUUAAUACAAAAUACACUGCCCAAUAUCCUGUAGGAGCUUCUGGUGGACAAGCUUCGUCUGUCUUUACAGGAUAUCUGCAGAAUACCGGGUAUCCAGGAAAUGGGCAAUACAGUUUACAUGCUUAUCCAAAUUCACAAUACGGCCAGUAUAUACAUAACCCCGGAUAUCCAGGAUAUGCUGGACCUCUGCAGCGGCGUCCCAAAUCCUUAACCCAGCAAGCGGUAUCAGCGGUAGCCGAGGCUUUGACCUCCAUAGCCCUGUUUGACGAUAAGCAAUGCGUGCCUCGUAUUCUUUGCGAAGUAGCCAGCGGCAGUUCUGCUGGGUCUCCCACCUUGCUGAAGGCUACUGCCGGGCUUGGACCUUUGUUGAGUAUUCUCCAAUCAUACAACAGCGUGAGUUCAUCUCCACUUUUUCUUUUUGGACGUGCGGCUGUCCUCGGUAUGACAUCCACAGGCAACACCAUAUCCUGCCACCGUGCUUACCCCCAGUGUCCUAGAGACCCUACAGAACUAGUGAACUAUUUGAACAACCAUAACGGAGGGUUCUUCAGAUUCUUUGGGCAACCAGGUCCACAGAAACAGCAGAAUUUGGAACAAUUCUACAAUCAUUUAGCGGGACAGACUGGACAACAACAAACCCAACAACAAAACUAUGCGAAUACUUAUGGCUACGGUAACCAGAACCCGUAUGGAAACAGUAAUGAUCCUAAUAAUUAUCGUCGAAUAGAUAACAGAGGAUAUAUCAGUUUAAAAGAAACAGACGAUGUACAAGAACGUAUACAAAAUAAACCAAGCAUAGAUAUUGAUGACGAAGAGAAUACGGAAGAUGGUUCUAAGUGGACUUUCCCUGAUGAAGCAAACGAUAAAAGAAGGAGACCAAGAAAACAGAUAUUUACAACAAAUACAGCAGAAAGAGAAGCUUUUGGUGAGCGAGGAGGUUACCCAUUAAAGUUCCCAGAUGAAAGAGGACCAACAGACGAUACAGAAAGAGACAAAAGAAGAGAUUUUAUUAGAACGCACAAAGUAAAAUUUUUCCCUAACCAAAAUGAUUUGAAUUUUGAAACAAACACAGCUGUUAACAAUAUUAAUCUAGAAGAUUAUGAAUUUGAUUAUAAGCACAAUUUCUAUGUUAAAAGGCCUGAACAAAUUACUAAUUUCUUAAAUGACGGAGCUCAAAUAGUAUAUAUUGUAAGGGGCCAUGGUGAUCCAAAUCACCCUGAGAUUGUUAGAGUAAAACCAGGACAAAGUGCUUAA
Molecule: messenger RNA, 2013 nt
Organism: Arctia plantaginis
Lineage: Eukaryota; Metazoa; Arthropoda; Insecta; Lepidoptera; Erebidae
Source: the annotation of a GenBank genome assembly